AUGGGAGAACAGCUCAAACAUGAGGACAAAGUGGAGAGCACGUUAUCAUUGUGUAAUUCGGACACAGUAAAGAACAGCAGUACGGUAACACAGUCUUGUGAUAUUAUAGCAACUACAGCAGCUGUGCCAUCAACAGAUUCAGGCGUCAAAUUACAAAUGGGAGAACAGCUCAAACAUGAGGACAAAGUGGAGAGCACGUUAUCAUUGUGUAAUUCGAGUACCGUUGAAAAAUUAGAUAAAAUUACGCUUGCAUUGGUUGGUAAAGUGGGAAAUGGAAAAAGUUCAUCUGCCAACUCUAUUUUAGGACAAAACCUUUUUGAAAGCAGUAAUAGUGCAAGUUCAUGCACUUAUUUAACCACGGCCAAACACGUUAUACAUGGACAUUAUGAGAUCAAAGUAGUUGAUACCCCCGGAGUUAUGGAUCUAGAUGAUAAACAAGAAAUAGCUAACCUUGCAUCACAGCUUCCUGGGAUGAUGAGCGUCUGCCCGAAAGGUGUUCACGCAAUGCUUUUGGUUUUACACUUUGGAACUAGGUAUACUAAAGAAGAUAGGCAAGCUGUAUCUUAUAUCAAGCAGAUUUUUGGAGAAACGAUUUUUAGAGAUCAUGGUAUAAUCAUUAUGACACACGGAGAAGAUUUUGAUAUGGACAACAAUGACGAAGAUACCACACCAAUAACAUUUGAAACGUGGUGCAAAAAUCAAAAAGGACCGAUUGAGGAAUUGUUUAAAGAAUGUGACAACAGAAUUGUCCUUUUUUAUAACAGAAAUAAAAAAAAAAAACCAGAUGCUGUAAAACAGCUUUUAAAUAUUGCUUUUGAAAUCGGUAAAAAGGGCGCUUACUGUAACGAGCAAUUUUUAAAAUGCGCAGAAGAAAGAAACCGCUUAAUUUUAAAAUAUAAGUUACCAGAACUUAAUUUAGAGUUUCAACGUAAAGUUGGUUACCUGAUGAAAGAAAUUAACUAUUGUUCUAAGUCGAAAAGUAUGACAGAGAUGCAGUUGGUUAAUCUAAAGACACAAUGCACAUCUUUGUUUGAUGAAAUGAAUAAAAUUUCACAAGAUCCAAAUAUAAUGAAAAAUUUAAAAGAUAAUGUAGUAACCAUUGAAAGGUUGUUAAAAGAAAUCAAUUUGAAGGAUCCAAUCGAAAAGCAGAUAAAACCUAUUGAAAACAUAUUGGAUAAAAUUUUCAAUCCGCCUAUGUCUGUAGACAUCGGGGCUGCAAUAGCGGGCUGUGUCUUACUUGCUUCUGGCGCAGCCGUAACUGUUCUAACUGGAGGCGCUGCCCCGGCUGCAGCUAUCAUAGCUGCAGAAGUAUUUUCUUGGACCGGUGCCGUUGGAACGGGUAUUAGUUUUGGCAAAUUACUAGGUAAAUUAAUAAUUAAACUUCAAAACCGCUAA
Messenger RNA from Physella acuta, 1395 nucleotides. RefSeq names its product GTPase IMAP family member 7-like. The record is from RefSeq and is a predicted model, not a curated record. NCBI's taxonomy places the organism in Eukaryota, Metazoa, Mollusca, Gastropoda, Physidae. Gene Ontology annotation, molecular function: GTP binding.